Molecule: messenger RNA, 483 nt
Organism: Paramecium tetraurelia
Lineage: Eukaryota; Ciliophora; Oligohymenophorea; Peniculida; Parameciidae
Exons: 2
Source: RefSeq, a predicted model, not a curated record
AUGGAUUAUGAAUAUGGAUUUGGUUAAUUUUAUAACCAGGAUUUUGAAUUAGCAAUAUAUAAAAAAACAAUAGAUCAGGAUUAUAGGAAGAUUUCACACAAGUUUGGAAACACUAGCAGAUUAUCCCCUAACAAACUAGAAAUUUAUAAUUAACAUCAUCUUUAUAACAAAUUGUUUAAGAAUGAAAAGUAGAGGAAAAGCAUAUAAGUUAAAGCAUAGACUAUCAAUCCGAUGACUGCUAAACACUUUCUCGACAAUAAAGGAAGAUUUAUCAAUUAGACACAAAAUAAAGUCUACGAUGUAAUCAAAGGAAAAUAUUACAUCAUGUAACUUGGGCAGAUCCCACUUACUUAUAGAUCGAAAACUCCUACUUAUUAGUCUUAAAGCGGAUAAUACACUUAAACCUCAUUUUAUUAAGGAUCGAAAACUCACAGGAAGAGAUCAACAACUCCUUCAUCUUAAAGGCUUGUUAGAUUUAACUGA